AUGCCGAGCGUGCCCGCUGACAGAGUGUACGUGGACGGUGCCUUGGACAAGUUGCGUGAAGAGGUUGCUCGCGAGAUCCAAAGGUUGGAUGCGCGAUUGAACUCGGUGGUUCUAUCCAACAAUAACUUCAAUAACCCAGUCGACGUCGAGCUGGUCGACCUGGCGUCGGAGGACCCCCGGAACUUCGCGAAGUCCACCGAACUCAACAAAUCCCCUCCGGGUGAGAAAGAUCCGAAUGCAGAUGCCGUUGACAUCACGGCUUCGGGCAGCGCCACGAUGUGCCUGUUCGGACAACAGGAGGAUGCUGUGAAGGUUUCAGCAGUCAAAGCAGCCGAGCCACAGGCGACGGAAUCGCAGGAUUCUGGUGAAGUCAACAUGGUCUGCUUCGAUCGGAAGAGCGCCUGGAGCUUACCCCUGGUUUUGACUUCGCAGUCCAUCUCCGACAGCCUCUUCUCAGUCUUCCUGCUGCUCCUGAACGCCGCGAUGCAGAUCCUCUUCACCAGCAUCCUCCUGUCGCCUUCCUUCCUCGGCCAUGGCUUCGACGAGCAAGUCGAAGGGGCUCGCGUCUGGCGCCGGAGCUCCGCGCACGAUGCGAAGAACAUGGACCUGGCCCAAAGGAGCCUGGCUACGCGGGUCUGCCACGAGGAUGACUCUUUGAUCUUCUCCACAGGCCAGGCUGCACUGGUGGGCGAGAUCAACAGCUUCCUGGGCCUCAGCACGCUGCAGUUCGACGGCUCCACUUUCGAGCCUGGGGUUCUGCUGGCAGUGCUUUGCAUCUUGCUGUGGAACUUGUGCAUCUACCGGGAGUUCCGCAGCAUCUGGUUCGUCUUGCAGGGCAUCUUCCUAAGUUCGGGAGCUUCAGAACGGCCGCCUCCUUCUGGUCGACGUGCUGCCGCCAUGGCCUUCGUGUGUUUGGGCCGUGCAGCCAUUGGUGGUUCACUGCUGGUGGCAGGUAGCCUCUGGCUGGCCGGCACGACGUCCAUCACCGAACUCAUGUUGAACUCAGUGGCGCUCGAGGCCGUGUUGCACGUGGACGAGUUCAUCUUCUCGGGGCUUCUGCCGACGAGGCUUCAGCAGCAGAUUCAGGAGCUUCCUCCCGUGAAGGUGAGGCGCGCACGCCGCUGCCACCGGGCCGAGAACCUGGUGCUCGCGUCCUUGUUGUGUGCAUCGCUGCUGCUGCCUUACGCGCUCCUUCUGCGGCCCCUGUCACAGCAGAUGCUGCUCGCGAAGCGGGAGCUCUGCUUUGGCGACCUGGACUUCGUCACCUCCGUCAACGACGGCCUGUCCCUGGGGUUCGUUACGCGCAGAAUGGAGGAUCAGGCCAACCCAACCAUCAGUGAGAUUGCGGCCUUGGACUUGGCCUUCCGGAACAAAUCUGAUCCUGACAGGGAGCGUCUUGUGUGGUUGGCGGAGGAUCUGACGUGGUUCUCCGAGAGAACACAAGCCACUCUGGAGGAGUAUGCAAGGGAGACUUCCAACUGUUAUUCGGCGGAUGAUAAUGCCGACUACUCAUCAGCCCUUAUUCUCCCGUCCUUUGUGCGGAUGGCAGCAUUCGAGCUCGAACAAGAGAACGUGACGAGCUGUCAGGACAUGGAGCAGUUCUGUGACAGUUUGACACAAGCGGGGACUCUGCUGCGCAUGGCGUGCCCAAGAGUAUGUGGCUGCACAGAUCCCCUGGCGUCGCCUCUGCUGCGCGUGAAGAAGUGGGGCUGCUUCCACGUCUGCAUCCAGGAGGCCUACGGCAUGAGCCUGAACCCGGCUAGCCAGCAGUACUACGCGCCCCCGAGCUCCCCGGUGGCCUGCCGGGAUGCAGCUCCUACUUCGCCCGGCUGGGUGAAGUUCUGGGAUGGGUACUUGGAAGCUGCGUCGGCAUAUGGGGGCUUCGACUACACUGGCCGCAGUGGCCUCAAUCCGGGCCUCGAGCUUUUCAUCGGUUGGGUCAAUUGGGCGAAAGAGGCCGGCUGCCCAGCUUUGCUGGCCAAUCCUGUCGAUGUGUUUAACAUCGAGUGGUGCAGGGGAAAUCCCGCGCUGUUCCGGCCUUUGGCCUGGUUUUGUCCAGAGACGUGCGGUUGCUCUUCUUCGGGGAAUCUCGAACGAGAUCGCUUCUGCUUCGGCUAUGACCACUGCCCCGUGCAUGUGUCGCCAAACGACACGGUCGCAUUUUGGGGGUUGGCUAGCAAGUACGACCUUACCAAAGUCUUGGUCGUACAUUGA
Symbiodinium sp. CCMP2456 is the source of this 2214-nucleotide messenger RNA. NCBI's taxonomy places the organism in Eukaryota, Dinophyceae, Suessiales, Symbiodiniaceae. The record is from the annotation of a GenBank genome assembly.